UCAACUCAAGAAUUUGCAGCCUGGUGCAGCUAAUGACAGGCUUUUUCUGAACAAAGAGAAUGUGGGGGAGAGAAGUCAAGCUGCAACAGACCUAUGCAUGUUAUCUCCUGCAAUUGGCCUAAAAGAGAACCAAUAUUGCAUUCCAAAGCAGCAGCAGAACCCAUAUGGUGAAUCCUCCCGAUCUGAAUUUGGACUCGUUUGUUCCGACUCCUUGCUUAACCCUCUGCAUAAAAACUCCUCCCACAUCAGCUGCAGAAACUAUGGUUCCUCCCAAGACCUCAAUGAUCGUGAAAACGGCUCACAACAUUCAGUAGUUCGUCAAUUCAUGGACGACUGGCCUAAAAACCACACUGAUCAUCAUCAUCGCUCUGCCGUUUCAUGGCCCAAUGUCGAUCUACAGGCAGACAGGACCCAACUAUCAAUUUCAAUACCUGUGGCUGCCUCCUCUGAUCCCUCUAAUGAAAAACUUGCUCUCUCACCGCUGAGAUUGUCCCGAGAGCUUGAGAUGGGUUUGGGAGUGGGCAGUGUAGUGAGUGAACCAAACCAAAGGCAAGUGAAUUGGAUACCUAUAUCGUGGGAAAGUUCACUGGGUGGACCUCUUGGAGAGGUAUUGCAUAGCACUAACAACAGCAGUGGAGGUGAUUGUAAGAGCUCAUCGGCUCUUAACCUUAUGACCGGGGGCUGGGACACCAACCCUAGCGCCCAGUUAGCAUCAUCUCCUACAGGAGUCCUGCAGAAGAUGACAUUUCGGUCACUUUCUAACAGCAGUGCUGGGAGUAGUCCGAGAGCAGAUAACCACAAAACCCAUGAAGGGAAUUCAUCCUUGUUGCCAGCAUCAUAAUCAUUUGACCUCCAACUAGGAAGAUGAUAAUGGAAGGAGGAAGAGUUAUUUUAUUUUAUUUUAUGUAGCUUUAGAGAGAGUGAGAGAAUUUGUUUAGUUCUGUAAUGUGUUUAAUUUAUGGAUAAUGGAUUUUCUUAGUGGUAAAACAUGAUUUUGUAAAACUCUUCAAUUGCUAUUUUAGGUAAUCAAUUAAUGUUGUAUUGUUGUG
Camellia sinensis is the source of this 1049-nucleotide messenger RNA. NCBI's taxonomy places the organism in Eukaryota, Viridiplantae, Streptophyta, Magnoliopsida, Ericales, Theaceae. The record is from RefSeq and is a predicted model, not a curated record.